Lactuca sativa (garden lettuce) is the source of this 1319-nucleotide messenger RNA. RefSeq names its product agamous-like MADS-box protein MADS2. Gene Ontology annotation, biological process: positive regulation of transcription by RNA polymerase II. Gene Ontology annotation, molecular function: DNA-binding transcription factor activity; RNA polymerase II transcription regulatory region sequence-specific DNA binding; protein dimerization activity. Lineage: Eukaryota; Viridiplantae; Streptophyta; Magnoliopsida; Asterales; Asteraceae. The record is from RefSeq and is a predicted model, not a curated record. Gene Ontology annotation, cellular component: nucleus.
AACCCUAAAUUUCAUUUCUGGGUAUCAAAUAUGAAAGAAAAAAAGUCUUGAAAACCCUAAAUAGAGAGAAUCCGAGAUUCAAUCCACAACCCAUCUCUGUUCGUGUGUGUGUUUUUUCUCAAAAAUUUCAAGAUUUUUUUUCUUGUAUGAUCUUGACGCAACAUCACUACAAGUUUCUUUCUUUCUUUCUUUCUUCUUUAUUUCGACUUCAGUAUUGAUUUUGAUUCGGUUUUGGGUGUUGAAGAACUUCAAGAUUUGGGUUUCUUGUUGGUGAAAUCUUGAAGAGAUAUGGGGAGGGGAAGAGUGGAACUGAAGAGGAUCGAAAAUAAGAUAAAUCGGCAGGUGACUUUUGCUAAAAGAAGAAAUGGACUUCUGAAGAAAGCCUAUGAACUCUCUGUUCUUUGUGAUGCCGAAGUCGCUCUUAUCAUCUUUUCGAAUCGUGGGAAGCUUUAUGAGUUCUGCAGCACUUCCAAUAUGCUCAAGAUGCUCGAAAGGUAUCAGAAUUGCACUUAUAGUUCAAUGGAAGUGAAUCGGACCGCUAAUGAUGCCGAGCAAAGCAGCUACAAGGAGUACAUGAAACUAAAAGCCAAAUACGAGUCUCUACAACAAUACCAAAGGCAACUAUUUGGGGAAGAUUUAGGGCCACUAAAUCUAAAAGAGCUCGAGCAACUCGAGCGCCAACUUGACUCCACUCUGAGGCAAAUUCGUUCCAUAAGGACUCAAUCAAUGUUGGAUCGUCUUUCUGAUCUUCAAGUAAAGGAAAGGAUGUGGCUUGAAGCUAAUAAAGCUUUGCAGAAUAAGUUGGAAGAAUUUUAUGCAGAAAACCAAGCAGGGCCUUCAUGGGCAGGAGGAGAAAAUGGUAAUUCAUUUGCGCAACAUCAUCAACAUCACCAGGAUCAGCAUCCUCAACCUCAGGGCUUCUUUCAGCCUCUAGACUGCAACUCUAAUUUGCAAAUGGGGUAUAACACAAUAGGUUCAAGCCAGAUAGCAGCAUCAACAAGUGGACAAAAUGUCAAUGGAAUAGUGCCUGGAUGGAUGCUUUGAAAAUGGAUUUCAGUUUGACUUUUCACAUUGACAUGGUCAAUGAAGCUCUAUUAAUCUGGUCAACCCUCUCGAUCCUUUUUUGGUGAUAUAAAAUCUACAAUAAGCAUGAUCUAUAAUAAUUUUGGCUGAAUUAUGUGUGAUAUGUAAGAACCUAGUACCAUUGAAGAAACACAAAAAGGAACAACCUUUUUUUUUUUUAAUUUACAAAGUCUUAAGUUUUUUGUGUGCAUAUUAUAAUUUCCCUAAACGUUGGAUAUGUUCUUUGUUCAUGUUUC